CUGAAGGCAGGCAGCUGGUGGAUACAUAACUGGCAUGCGUAAGGAAGGAUUAUCACAAUGAUGCCCCACAGAUGAGCUGUGAAUCCUGUGCUGAAGUUCCACACUCUAGCCACUGGGUCCUGGUGGUACCUGAAGUCUCCACAGAGAAGAGUGGCUCCAUCUUCAGACUGAGCUCUCCUGCAGGGAGCUAUGAAUGCUCAGAGUCUGGUCUGUGCUGGACGUGUGCUGGUCCAGUCACCCUGCAGUACCACUUCAUAGACUGGCAUCUCUUGGCUGAUGACCUGCCCCACUUGCAGUACAGACCAGCUGGCCCUUCAAUGGACAUCAAGUUCAUCUCAGGAGAGCUGGAGGAGAUCCACCUGUCACAUUUUCUCUGUUUGGGAGGUAGCCAGUCUUCGCUGAAGGAUGCUGUGGAGAUUCUGCAUAAGCAGGACAGUGGAGUGUCUAUAGAGAAGUGUGAGCUGAGUCGCUUCCAUGCCAGGCUGGUCAACCCCUCCUUUUCUCUACUCGGGGUCUUCUACUCUCUGAAAUCUGUCAUAUUUCCUGGCCAGGAGGAAGAGAGAGAGAAGCAGAUUAAGAUCCAUGCAGAUGUCUUGGUCUAUCAGAGCAGCAGAGUACCCCUCAUUUUCCGCACAUACAUCCUGCCCAUGGAUACCAAUUCUAGAAGGUUAGUGGAGGACCAGGAAAAAUUGGAGGGAUUCAGAGGCCGCAGACAACCCAAGCACCGGCCUGUCAGACCCAUGCAAAUGGAUGGGUUUUAUGUCUUGCAGACUGACUGUUUCAAAACUGACUGCUCAAAGCCUGACUGCAAUUCCAGAAUUUAUCCAGUACAGACGGACCUCACAGACAGAUAUUUUGUUCCCAACUUCUAUGACGUGCACUUGAAAGAGGUUGUGAACUUCAAGCUGGAGCUCCUCAGUUCUGAAGACAAACAGAAAGUCUGGCAAGCAGAGAUCUUGAGAGUUCAAUGCUCGAACAAUCCCCAACAGGACAUUGUGAACACCUCUACUGAAGUUCCUGCCUCUGCUCCCCCACACACUGCUAACGUCCAGACCCCUGUGGAAGUGUCCACUACCAGCACAGUGGAGGUGUCCUCUGGCUCCUCUAGCCCAGUCCAGCCAGCCUCAGUCUCGUCCUCCAUUACGGCUCAUGAUAGUGGAACUGCUGUGGCCCCUACUUUCCACAGCAAUUCCAGGAUUUCCAAGAGCUGUGAAUCCUGUGCUGAAGUUCCAGACUCAUGCCACUGGUUCCUGAUGAAGCCUGAAGUCUCCAGAGAGAAGAGUGUCUCCACCUACAGCCUGACCUCUCCAGCAGGGAGCUAUGAGUGCUCAGAGUCUGGUCUGCGCUGGACAUGUGCUGGUUCAGUCACCCUGCAGUACCGCUUCACGGACUGGUAUGUCUUUUCUCAAGAGCUGCCCACCAUGCAGUCCAGUCCUGCUGGACCUCUGAUGAACAUCAGUGUCAUGUCUGGAGAGCUGGAGGAGAUCCAUCUGCCACAUUUCCUCUGUUUGGGGGGUUCUGAGGCAUCUGUGCGUGAUGCUGUGAGGGUCCUGCAUGAGCGGGAGAGUGGCGUGGGUAUGGAGGUGUGUGAGCUGACCCGACACCAUGCCAGGAUUCUCCACCCCUCCUUCUCUCUGUUAGGGCUGGUGUAUAACCUGAGGAAUCUGCUCUCACCCAAAAUCCACUGUGUGCUGCUGCUCUUCUGCACCCGCACCGCCCCUCUGGUUCUCCACACCUACCUGGUCCCAAAUGACCCAGCUCACAUCAGGGCCAUCCACCAGAAGGAGGAGAAUAGAGGGGUGUGGAUCGACAAACCCAGUGCUGUUGGCCCGCUGUUGCUGAAUGACAGUGUCUGUGUGAGGACAUUGUGUCCAUCAGAGAUCCAGCCUAAGAAGAUGAACCUGUGGCCGCUCUCCACUGGUAACUAUUCUGAGGUGUACAUAAACCAGCCAGAGGCAGAAUUUGAUAUGGAGGUCAUCAGCUCUCAACACACAGAGCCCAUCUGGACAGUCAAGAUCUACAGAGAUGACUACUGCCAGCCCAGCAGGAGCCCAGGACAGGGCAGCAGCCAGGGAGCAAACACAGCACACACAAUGUGA
Molecule: messenger RNA, 2099 nt
Organism: Alosa alosa (allis shad)
Lineage: Eukaryota; Metazoa; Chordata; Actinopteri; Clupeiformes; Clupeidae
Exons: 3
Coding region: 72-2099 (675 amino acids)
Source: RefSeq, a predicted model, not a curated record